Vitrella brassicaformis is the source of this 1045-nucleotide messenger RNA. The record is from the annotation of a GenBank genome assembly. Lineage: Eukaryota; Vitrellaceae.
UGUGCAAAUACAAAUACAGGUCAAUGGACUACAGCGACCCUAUAUGCGUUCCUCCAUUUGGAAAGACGACGGUAAGAGGAAAAUUCGCUAUCGGAUAUCCCUUGGUUCUUGAAUGCAGGAGGAAUGUGCUGGAUAAGCUCGAAUUCCUGUGCAUAAGUGUUCACCCACUGAGAGAAUUUCCGCGUCUUCACGUGAGCGGCCAAUCGAGGCAGCUCUUCGUCUAUUGCGUAGAUGGCGACGUACUUGCGAGCAGCAUCGAAUAGAUGGCACAAAUACUGAUGAUACAUAUCCUUUUGGACGAAAUGAAAAAGCACGUCGAGAGAGAGGGCCAGAUCGCCGGACAGCGCACAUGAAUUGUCAACAAAUGAGCUGGGGUCGUAGCGGAUGAACGACUUCGUGGGGUCGUCGCGAAAAAGUCUGCAGGUCAGGACAACCAAAGGAGAAGUACAAACGACCCGAUGAAUGCCUUGCAUUCAAACGACACCUGGCGGUCUGCUUGAUGACCGUCGGACUCAUGUCGACUCCUAUGUUCGCCAGGCCCAAAGUAUGGCCAUCUGUGGUCAAGCAAAGACAAAGAGACUUCUGUUGGACAUGUGAUACGUGCAGUGCCGGGUAUAUCAACGCCGACUCCCAACUCGAUUACGCUUUGAACUGCAUGGUCUUUGACGAAGUUGUGACGAAGUUGCUCAAAAUCUGCGCCUGGCAGGAAAAUGUGUGAACAUUGAAAUACCAAUCACGGUGACGUGACCCCGCCACUGAGUUCCCUCCUUGCCAUACCUUUUCUCCCAGUACCCAUCCGAAUCGAACUUGACAUUUAUUUUCCAUCCCGAGCUCCGCUAAGGGCACGCGAUUUGGACGAAGGCGGCGGUACCAGCAUCCCGCCGAUUUUGGAUGUUCUGGAAUGGGAUUGCACAUGCUCGGAUGCGCGAGUGAUGGGACGCCACCCACGCUUUUCGAGACAUACAAGUAUGCCCACGCAACGACCACGAGAGACACCGUCCCCAAGGUUGAAGUCCGUAAUAGGUAAAGGAGAUGUCUUGAUAGC